GGAAAUCAGUGCGAUGCAAUCACUUCCCUCGUAAUAGUGUCAGUGUCAAAUUGAAUUCCUCAACUCAUCAGAGUAAAAAGUUGGUCGGUUUAACCCACCGGGAAGAAGUGGAGUACUGAAAGAGACAGGCGUCACGACGAGAAUUACAUAAAGACCCCGAAAGGAGGAAAGAACAUCAGGAAGAGAUGCACAAAGGGACGAGCACGGUGAAGCUGUAAUCUUUCGCAUCUCGCUGUAGUCGAGGGAUAAUUAUUUUUAAACCAAAGUGGACUCGAGAUGAUGAUACGCAUCUACCUGGUGCUCCUGUGUUCGUGUAUGGCUAGAGGAAAAAUUGGUUACUUCUGGCACAUUACGGACAUUCAUUACGACCCGAAAUAUUCGUCCCAGGGUAACACAGACAGUAUGUGCUGGAAUAUAAGGACGGAUAUUGACAGCGGGGGGAUAAGACCGGCGAGGCGAGUCGCUGGUAUUUUUGGCAACUACACCUGUGAUUCACCGUGGGCACUGAUAGAAUCAGCAGUACACGCUAUGAAAUCGAAUCAACCCGACGAGGGAACCGAGUUCGUUCUCUGGACAGGCGAUGCAGUGACUCACAACAGCGAAAUGAGCGAGGAGUUGCGUCUGCAGUCCAUGAAGAAUCUUACGGAUCUAUUGUCCCACACAUUCUCAAGCCAAUUUGUGUUCCCCGCUCUAGGACACGAGGACGUCGGCUUGAACUUCAGCCAGACCGCGAUUUUGUGGAAGCACUGGCUGCCGAGCGAGGCUCUCCAAACCUUUGAAAAAUCUGGUUACUAUACAAUCGAACAGAAGUCAAAAAAAUAUCGCAUAAUAUCACUCAACACAAAUCUGUGGUUAAAUUCAGUCACAGGUGUUGACAAUCGUGUUUCACAGCAUCACCAGAAUCAGCGCACAGGUGCAUCAACGGGGAAUGACAACAUGGAUGACCCACACGGCCAGUGGGACUGGUUUGAUAAAAUUCUACGUUCAGCAAAGGAGAAAAAGGAAAAAGUGUACAUUGUUGGCCAUACACCGCCGGGUGUUGACGAAAGGGCAAGCGGCGCUAGUCUCCUUCAGGAUUCUCACAACAGGCGUUAUCUACAGCUUGUACGACGUUAUGCGAGCAUAAUUGGGGGACAAUUCUAUGGACACUGGCACUCAGAUACCUUUCGGACUAUAUACGAUGAAGGAGUGCCUGUAUCGUGGAUCAUGAUAGCGCCGAGUAUCACUCCGGGUCGGCCAAACUUCCCGAAUAAUCCAGGACUGAGAUUGUACAAGUAUGAAACUAGCUCGGGAAAGAUAUUAGAUUAUACACAGUGGUAUCUGGAUCUGCAGGAGGCCAAUGCAAAGGGCCGGGCUAACUGGCAGGAGCAGUACUCUCUGCUGUCGUAUUAUGAACUCAAAGAUAUUAAUGCCAAGAAUUUACACGAUCUCGCUGGGAGAUUUGUGAAGACCAAUGAUAAUGCUUUUACUAGAUACUACGCAGCGAAUACAGUAUUUCUACCACGUGAAGUUGCCCAUCGUACUGGAUGUGGUGGUGCCCUGAGUGGUACUUGUGCACACCAACACUGGUGUUCCGUCACGUGUGUCAACCCAGGCUCAUACACCGAUUGUAUAUCGUUGAAUGCAUACGCCCUUGCUGAGGCAUGCUCACCAGCACCACGUUUCUACAUUGCCCUACAUGUAGUUUCUGCACUGGGUUGUCUACUUCUCAGCCGGUAGACUAUACCACGAGGGGAAUCAUUUCCACGUGUAAUCAUCAUACAAAACCCACCUCUAUCAUCACCAUUCUUCCUACCCAUCCUCACUAUAUCGUUAACAAAGCCCCUGUCUAUCCUCGUUUGGCUUUGAUGAAAGACACGAUGCUAUGGAUACGAUGAGAUCAAUGAAUGGAGAUGGCCCACACGUCCAUUAUCGUUGGGUUUUCAUUUUAUGUUAAAUGUAAAUGCUGGUGCUUGUUACAACUAAUUGGUCCUGAUAAUUUUUUUAAAUCUUUUAGUUUUCUUCGUUGAUCGUUAAAGAUAACAAUGGAAAAAUCUGUUGAUUGACUUUAUUCAGUGUUAAUGAGGUAGAAAGUGGAAAAGAGAGUAACGAAAAUUCUAAAAGUAGAUAUCUCAUCUUCAGCUGUGUGAUACUUACCACUCUUCGAAUUAUCGAUUAAAACUUCAUUGUUGAGAUAUUUUUCCAUUAUCGGGGGAAUUUUUUUUCACCCCCUUCUCUCAAUCUUCGAGAUGUUCAAGUCUCAAAGGAGGUGAGAGAGGAUAAAAGUAAAGAUGGUGGUAUUAAUAAUUAAAUCAUGCAACUUUAACGACGAUGGGGAAUUGACUGAGUACGGUGAGCAAGCAUUGAUUUUAUUCAUCGAUAUGUAAUAUGUAAAUUGUUUGAGUGUUAAUUCAACCGGGGAGAUGCUACCCUCGGACAAUUCCAUCGUCUGGUGGAUGAGAGAGAUGGAGAAUAAAUGAAAUCGUCGACAUUGUUGUUGUUGUGUGUCAGUGUUUUUCCCGCUCACGGUAUCCCUGCUGCGAAUAUUCGGGUUGUGUCAAAUGAUGACGUAAAUUAAAUUUUAAGGGUGAGAACAGUCUCAGCGUUUUGACUGAUUAAAAUUUCCAGUGAGAUGAGAGAUUGUGGAUUAGUUUCGGGUGGUUGAUGAGAAUUUUUAUGCUUGGGUUCAAUUUUGGCAGCUGUUUUGGUUAAAUAUCUGUUGGUGAGAGUUAAUCGGGGUCAUGGGGGUUGAUCUGAGGGUCAAGAAUGAAUUAUAGGGAUCAAACUGACCUGUUAGAAUUAAUUUCUUUUGUAUUUCAUUGAUCCGUGAAGGGCAACUCUGAGUUGACCCAUGAGGGUCAAUUAUGAGGGUCAAUCGCCAGUCAAAUUGAGGGCCAAACGUUAGUUAAAUUGAGGGUAAAAAAUAGGAUUUGAUUGACUGAUGGUUGAGGGUCAAAACGCGUGGGUCAAACUACUUCGUUAUGUUGAUCUUCGGCUUGACCUACACUUAAAAACCAUGGGUUAAGCCUUUGUUUAACCCUCAGUUCAAGUGUUUUCACUCAUUAAAAUGUUCUGCGACAUGAGAGAUUGUGGAUCAAUUUAGGUGUUUGAUGAGCAAUGUUUCUUUUAAAUAAAUAACAGCCCUUGAGAAUUCUUAUAUGAAGGAUGAGAGUCAACCGAGGUCAUAUGGGUCGCACGGAGGGUUAAGAAUGAGGGUUCAAUUACAGGGAUCAAACUGACCUGUUAUAGUUUUAUAUUUCAUUGACACAUGAGGGUUAACCCUUCGCUGAUCCUCGAGGGUCAAGUGACGAGGGUCGAGCGCGAGUUAAACUAAAGGUCAACAAGAGAUUCUAGAUAGAGGAGUUAACAUUGAGGGUCUUCAAUCUUCAAUUUGACCCAUACUCAAAGGUCAUGGGGUAAACCCUUAUUUGACCCUCAGUUCGAGCUUUUCAGCAGAUUAAAAUGUCCAGUGAAAUGAGAGAUUGUCGAUUAAUUCAGAUGUUUGAUGAACCAUGUUUUAUUUUAAUCAUUUGAGGGUCAAAUAAUAAGGGUCAAUUGAGGUCAUGUGGAUCUAAAUGACGGUCAACAAUGCGGGUCCGAUUAGAAGACUCAACUUAGAAAAUUAAAUCGCAUGAGUCAACCUUACUCGUCAUAUUGACCUUCAAUUUGACCCAUUCUAUUCAUCAAAUUGGCUCUCGCCCUUCACAGGGUCAACUCCAAGUCACAUCCUAUGGGUUAAAGCCCUGUUUGACCCUCGCUUUGGCCCAUACAAUCGUUCAAUGCAGCACUGUCUAUUGAAAUAUCUCGAAAACCGUUGAAAACUCCCGAAAAUGUGUCGCACACAAAAUGUGCGGAAUUUCAUACCAAAUGGAUUUUGCCAAUAUCUUUGAAUGCCAAUGUUUCGAGGACUAUGAGCCAUAACCUUACACAAAAACCAUUUCAUCUGAUGAAUCUUCCUACAUUUGUCAUGCAAAACGUCUUCAUGACUCUUCUGUGGUUCCCGGGAUAUUUGUAUUGUCAACGCGACGUUCAGAUGUUUGCGAACUGUCGCAUAAGUUUUUCCAUGAUGAUGUCAAUCAUAACAGUAUCAGAGCUAUCUCGUUACGGCCGACGAUUACAGCCAUCAAAGCCAUAUAAAUCCAAAUGGAAGGCAUCGAAAGGGGUUUUGGGUGAUUAUGAUAGCAUAAUGAAGCCCUUGGUACAAUCCAAUGGCAUUCGAGAAUUUCAUACCUCCCCUCUAUAACCCAGAAAGUAUCAGAUUCAAUGAGCAGUAAUCGUCAGUGUAAAUUCAACCCUUUGGAGUACUUGAAUAUAUUUGUAAUAUCUGUUACCCAUUGUGUUUAAUAUCUAGAAAUAUUUAGAAAUGAUGUAAACAAUUUUGUUCAAUUUUUCUAUGAAAAUGAGAAAAAACUUGAUAAGUAAGUGGCAAUUAUGAAUGCAGCUUGCGACGCAAAAAUUCUGUCGCUCUCAGUGUCAUGCAAUUACUAUGAUCCAUGCAUAAUUUCUUAAUAAAUAAAAAAAUUAUAUGAUCAA
Molecule: messenger RNA, 4512 nt
Organism: Diachasma alloeum
Lineage: Eukaryota; Metazoa; Arthropoda; Insecta; Hymenoptera; Braconidae
Product: acid sphingomyelinase-like phosphodiesterase 3b
Exons: 10
Coding region: 277-1719 (480 amino acids)
Molecular function (GO): hydrolase activity
Source: RefSeq, a predicted model, not a curated record